Molecule: messenger RNA, 4542 nt
Organism: Clonostachys solani
Lineage: Eukaryota; Fungi; Ascomycota; Sordariomycetes; Hypocreales; Bionectriaceae
Source: the annotation of a GenBank genome assembly
AUGGGGCUCAUAUCACCGGAGAUUUGGCUGGAUUCUGCUACCGGCAGCUCUGAUCAACAGGUAGUUCAAAUGCAAUCAAGUCUCGGUCCUGGAUUAUCAACUAUUCCAUGGAUUCUCCAAGUUUCUCAGAUCGCCCUCUCUGGCUUGCCGCAGACUAUCAUUCUUGGUGUCUCGGUCACCCUGACUAUCUUCAACAUACUAUGGCGCCACAGGAGAGGGGAUCCAUCAAUCAGACCCAAGUCUAGGGCAUCUAAGAUAGGAUGGCCCUUUGAGUUGGCUUCCCAAGCCGCUCGCGCUGCUUCUGUGGCAUUCUGCGCGGUUUCACUGGCCCGUGGUUAUGUUCACUGGCCGAGCCUCGCUGCCCUCACAUAUGGGCUUGUCCUUGGCCUACUCCGCCUCAUUGGUGAUAUUGGCUGGCGUCACCUUGCUCUCCACCAGGUGAAUUUCGUAUUCACGGCUGUGUUCUUCCUUCACCUCGCAGCUUACUUCCUUCCAUGUGUUGAGAUUGGCUCAUCCUACAGCAGCGACUCAAGCGUUAUAGCUGGCACCCUGGCCCUAGGCGUGACUACAUGUAUCGCGGUGGUCACUCCAAGAGAAUGGGUUCCACCAAGUCUGGAGCGUGAUAUAUCCACCCAGCCCAUAGAUGAAGAACCCUCUCUCGAGGAAAAAUGCAGUUGGUUUAAUUAUUACUGUACCUAUGAGUGGCUCACACCCCUCGUCUGGAAGGGCGUACAGCGAAAGCUGGACAUGUCAAGCAUUCCAAGAUUAGCCUGGUAUGAUGAACCUCUCUAUCUCCUACGAAAGGUCCAGGAUGCUCGGUCUAUUUCAAAAAAGACUAUUUGGACCGCUCUGCGAUUCCAGAGGAGUGAGCUAUGCCUCAUGGCCCUGUGGAUCGGGCUCUCCUAUGUUGCGGAAAACAUUGCCCCGUAUGCCAUGUUCAAGCUUCUAGCCUUCCUCGCGUCACCAGAUGAUGCCCAAUACCAGCCAUGGGUGUGGUUGUCGUUACUAUUCAUUGGUCCAAUGUCCCGUUCCAUUCUCUUCCAGCAGUACGUCUUUAAUUCGACACGUCUUGUGGUUCGAGUCAAGUCUGCGAUGACGCAGGAGCUGUACUAUAAAUCUUUGGAGUCUAUGGAAAUGGAGGAAGAUCCUUUUGACAUCCAAAAGCAGAAACGAAGCGAUACUAACAACAACGGACAAGCUGAGGAGGGGAAACAGAAGAAUUCAACGACUUCUGCUGGCAGGCUAGCAAAUCUCAUGGCUGCCGAUGUGGAUGCGAUAUUCCGGGCGCGAGAUUUCAUCAUGGUUUCUGUUGGGAUACCUGCCGGAACCAUAAUCUCAUCCGUCGGUAUGUAUCGCAUGAUGGGAUGGCCUUCACUGGUGGGAAUCGUCGUUUUGGUAUUCGCUAUCCCCAUCUCCGUUGUGCUGGGGCGCAUGACCUACAGCACCCAGGCACGGGUGAGAAAGGCUCAAGAUACCAGAAUUUCCCUCGUGACCGAGUACCUAGCGUCCAUUCGUGCCAUCAAAUAUUUUGCCUGGGAAGAUGCAAUUACCCAGAAAGUCAUUGAAUCUCGGGCAAAAGAGCAGAAGCAGCUCUGGAACGUCGCCGUCCUACAGGCCAUUAUCAACCAGGUAACCCAGAUAUUCCCUUAUCUUUCUCUACUUGUCAUGUUUGGUCUGCAUGUCGGGCUCGAGAAAAAGCGGCUAGACGCGUCGGUUGCCUUCACGACCGUAUUUCUUGUCAAAAACAUACGUAGAAACAUCAUGCAGGGUAGUUAUUUUGCUCGCAAUUUUGCUGCUGCCAUGGUCGCCUUCGGCCGCCUAGACCGGUAUUUUGAAAGCAAUGUCCCUCUUGAAAAGUACCCUAUUGGGCCCCUGAGAAUAGAAAAGGGGUGUUUCCGCAGAAAUAGAAAGGCCCUUUUCAGCCUCGAGGAUAUCUCUCUAGACUUUGUCCAGGGUGGCCUGAAUACGAUUGUCGGCCCCAGCGGCAGCGGGAAGACAACCUUACUGCUUGCCAUCCUGGGAGAAACUUACCUAGAGGGUGGGCGCAUCACAAGGCCAGACGAUGUAGCCUUCUCAUCCCAAUCGUCUUGGCUUCGAAACGAUACCAUCAAGUCUAAUGUUCUCUUUGGAAGUCCUUUGGAGAAGCCUAGAUAUGAUAGAGUUAUUGACGCCUGCUGCCUCGAGGAUGACUUCAUCGAACUCUAUGAUGGAGAUCUAACCACAGUGGGUGAGAAUGGCACAUCCUUGUCCGGUGGUCAAAAGGCUCGGGUUGCAUUGGCGAGAGCACUCUAUUCUAAGGCUCCUUUGCUCCUCCUCGACGAUGUGUUUGCUGCUCUCGAUGCGAAGACUGCUGCCAGGGUGUGGGAGCGGUGCUUCUGCGGGGAUCUCCUAAAAGGGAGGACCGUUGUGUUGGUAACUCAGAUACCAUGGAUUGCUUCACAGAGUGACUUGGCUGUCACCAUGGACAAAGGAAAGGUAAAAAGUGCCGAGGUAAACAUCGGUGUUGUUCAGAAACCGAUUACCGCUGCAGAGGUACAGGAUAUUGAUGACGAAGCCCCUGAGAACGAGCUGCAGACGCCUCCAGAGUUGGAUUUGCAGCCGAGCGAUGGCCCCAUGAGCGGAGCGGCAGUCAAAGUCUCUGAAGAUACCUCUUCGAAGGAUAUUGUUAAUCAAGAAAUGAAAGCUUCUGGGAGUAUUGGACGUCUUACGUUUCUCCAGUAUAUGAGCUAUUUUGGCCAUCCUCUCCUUGCAGGAAUGUGUUUUUUCUUUCUCCUGAUCUGCAAUAUUGUCACCUUCUACAGCACAUUCUGGCUUUCCGUCUGGGUGGAGGCUUAUAAUCACAAGGCUCACGUUGACAUUGCUUAUUAUCUAGGGAUAUUUGCUCUGUUGAUAUUCCUCGAGGUCGGUUCGUAUGCCGUGGUCAUUAUCGUGUUUGAGUGGGGGGCCUGGAUGGCUGCUCGCAGACUGCACAAUGACUUUAUUCGAGCAAUUAUGCGUGUCUCCCUUUCGUGGUUCAGGGCCAUACCGAUUGGCCGCAUCACCAAUCGCUUCUCGGGAGACAUGGCCUCGAUCGAUGGACAGAUAAGCAAUAUUCUUCGGCUGACGCUCGAUUCGGUCGUGCAAUUGAUCUUCCGUAUCGCUGCCGUGAGCAGCAUCAUGCCUAUUUUCGUUUUGCCAGCCCUUUUUACAUGCAUGUUUGGCGUGGUGGUUGGAGAAAUGUACACCCGCACGGCUGUUGUCAUCAAACGCCUCACAUCUUCUGCUCAGUCUCCCGUCUUCUCCCAGUUCUCCGAUACUUUGGCAGGUCUCCCAGUUAUCAGAGCGCGGGCGGGAAUGUCGCAGGCAUUCGUGGAGGAGCUGGCUGCCAAGAUACGGGUGUGGACUGCAUCUGCGGAAGCCAACUUCAACUGCAACCGCUGGGUGGCUGUCCGGAUUGAUUUUGUGACGGCUCUGGUGGCCCUGUGUGCUGGUAUCAUUGCUGUGUCCAAGGUUGGGACAGUCGGCGCUGGCCUGGUUGGUUUCUCGCUCAGCAAUGCCAGCGGACUGAGUCAGACGAUCCUUACGAUUGUGCGUGCUAUGAAUGAUCUCGAGGUUGAGAUGCAAAGUUUUCACCGUGUGAGUGAGUUUGUCAAGUUAGAGCCAGAAGGAAAGAACGACGAAACAUACGCUGAGGAGGGCGCAUGCGCUGAUGAGGGAGAGCAUGUCAUUCCCAAGGCAUGGCCAAGUUCAGGCGACAUCGAGUUCAGAGAUGUGACAAUCCGCUACAGCCCCGACGGACCGGAUAUUCUCAAGAAUGUAAACCUACGGUUUAAAGCUGGUGAAAGAGUGGCUGUUAUUGGCCGCACUGGCUCAGGGAAGAGCACGCUCAUGUUGUCGCUUUUGCGGUUCACGCAUAUCGUGUCUGGUCAAAUACUCUACGAUGGAAUCGACAUUACCAAGGUGCCCCGACGCAGACUACGGGAAGGCCUGACCAUCAUUCCCCAAGAAGCAGUUCUUUUCAAUGGCUCUGUUGAGACUAACCUUGAUCCUACUGGGAAGGUGCCGAGAGAUGUUCUUAGUCAUGCCUUGGAUAAUUGCAAAGGUAUUGCUUCAUUCUCUGAUGAUGAUAGCGACGAUCCCGAUUCCCGUCACGAGGACGCAAGUGUCAAACUAUCCACAGAGGUUGUUGCUCGCGGCGAGAACUUUUCCCACGGGCAACGACAGGUGCUUUCGCUCUGCAGGGCACUGAUCAGACGAAGCAAACUAAUGCUACUCGAUGAGGCAACAGCCAGUAUGGAUUACGAAACGGACCGAGGUAUCCAGAGUGUGUUGCGUAGCGAAUUAGCAGCUGCCGGGGGAGACAGCACCUUGGUCACUAUUGCCCAUAGGCUACGCACAAUAAUUGACUACGAUACGGUUGUGGUUAUGAGUGCGGGCAGGGUCGUUGAACUCGGCCCGCCCAAGAGUUUAUACAAAACCAAGGGCUAUUUCUAUGACAUGGUCUACAACAGCGGCGAGAUGGAGGAGCUACACGAAGUUCUUGAAGGGCAAAAUGAACUAUAA